CGUCAUUUUCCAUUGGUUCUCAGGGCCUGCGCGGAUGCACGUGGCGUGCAUAUCCGCCUCUGCCGUCGAUAUGAACGGCAAGCUUAACCGCAGUGAUCGAAGCUAAGCUUCAGGUUGCAAUGCUUGUCUGGGCUAUACCUCGGGUGCUCUGACACCCUCUUGUACCACGCGAUCAAACAUACUGCAGCAAUAUAACCCCACACGCUCAUAUGUAAGCUGGAGACACCCACGGCCCAACCCAUCAUGGCCCACUCCCGCACCGAGAUGGUAGGAACAGUACCUACCGAAGACCGCUUCACGCGUCUUCUGUUCCGGCUGCCGGCAGAGAUCCGCAACGAGAUCUACUCGUACGCCGUCCCCAAGCCGCCGGCCUACAUGGCGCUGGACCUUCGGCACCCACACUCGGAUCCGAAUCUGCUCUGGACGGCAUGUUCCCAACGGCUAUUCGCCGAAGCCGGGCCACUCUACUACGGCGCAAUCGUGCUCUACACGUGCACCACCUUGAGCGGCGAGGCCAUGUACUCGGGUAGGUUCGACCACGGAGAUACCAAGCUUACCAGCGCCACACGCGGGAAAGACAAUGGCUAUUCGCGUUCCCUCAGUGAUCCACGGAAGACAUUCGACAAGCAUCUGUUCCACUACGGUUCCAUGGCAUAUCCGUCUCUCCGGCCACUCAUCUACAACAUGCCCUCCACCCUCGCAAUCGACAUUCGUGUCGACACAUGCCAGUCCAGCCAAACCUUGUCCGGGCCCGUCUCGCAGUAUUUCCGCGACUUGCUCGCCGCCUUCCCGAGACUGAAAACGAUAUAUGUCUUCUUCGGCCCUCCCUGGAUGUUGUACGACCCGGCAGGCAUGACCGGGACCCGCCACCUCUUCGAGAGCGAUCCGCCCUCGCCGCACGCGAGUGACGAUCAUUUCAGAGGCGAGAAGGACGCAAUCAGGAGGCUGGUACCGGCUGAUUGUGAACUACGCUGGCGAGUGUCACCCUUGUGGGCGAAGAUGGACGGUCAUGGCGCUGCGGGAAGGCAGCCUGUAAUAUAAAGUGAACCCUACACCGCCGCCAUG
Baudoinia panamericana UAMH 10762 is the source of this 1065-nucleotide messenger RNA. RefSeq lists its product as uncharacterized. Bases 244 to 1041 code for a protein of 265 amino acids. The record is from RefSeq and is a predicted model, not a curated record. NCBI's taxonomy places the organism in Eukaryota, Fungi, Ascomycota, Dothideomycetes, Mycosphaerellales, Teratosphaeriaceae. The transcript has a single exon.